Messenger RNA from Seminavis robusta, 3041 nucleotides. The record is from the annotation of a GenBank genome assembly. Lineage: Eukaryota; Bacillariophyta; Bacillariophyceae; Naviculales; Naviculaceae.
AGCUGAUGUGUGUCUCACGCUCGUCGAAGCUCGAGCCUGGAUGCCUGGAUUUGCACUGGCGAAUGGCGAAAGCAUCUCCACAAAGAUUUUGCCACUAGCUGGACCAAUGCUUGGGCUACUCGUAAACAUCUAGCUAGUUUAUGCUGCCAUCUAUAGUUGCCAUUGCCGUCUCCUCAGGACCAGGUGCAAAGGAAAGAGGAAAGUACCGAUAGUCAUACGUACAAGUGGCUUCUCUCUCUUAUGCAAUUGACCCACGAAUCGCUUGCUCCACCGGAAUACUGCAGUGUUGUCGUCUUCGAAUUCCAAAAGUUGGACUGACUGGGAGUCUCCAGAUCAGGAAACCGGUCGAGGUGUCCACAAUAUUGCAUCUGAGAAGCUACAAACUACACAGCAAGGGCAUUACUCAACUUUGGGCAGAAACAAUGAUGCAUCAAGACCCAACCAAACAGGGAGACGGGAAGGAAGAUGAGGAGGAUGUCUCAAGUCGAAACUAUGGGAGCGCAAUGAUACCGCUGGGGCCCGAAUUUCAACCGGGUGAAUCCGACGUCAUGGUUGGGCGUGGGAAGAUGUGCAGGGAAUGGUCAGGGAACACCAGAUUUCGCGAUCUAGUUGCCUCCAGGCUUGACGAGUACUCUUCAGCAUCCAGCAAGCUUGAAAAGAGCGCCAUUGUAACCUCAGUGCUCUUUGCUGUGCGCAACAAGUCUCCCAAUGGCGGUUUCAUCAAGAAGGACCCGCUGACCGGAGAGUGGUAUGAGGUGGGCGAUUUCGUUGCCAGGGAACGGGUCACUCAGUCAUUCCGUGAUGCUCUUCAUGACAAGUAUCGAUCUAGCAACAGCUCCAAGAAGAAAAGGAGAAAGGAAGAGUUGAAGAAAGCCAAGGCGGAACAGACAGAGUCUCCAGCGAAGAAAGCAAAGACAGAACCCGACGCACUCCGAGCCGCAUCAGCUCAACAUUCAGGACAGAUAUCUCUUGCAGGGCUCCAGAGCAGUGCCAAUCCUGCAAUGACAAUGGAACACCACGCUUCUUUGCUGCUGCAUCCUUCUUCUUUGGCGGGCGGGCCCGUCCCUUCCGACCUCACUUCCAGCCUCCCGCCUCUGUCUGCUUCAAGUCAAGCUUCUUCGGUCUUCGCAUCUGGGUUACCAUCAAUCCUUGAGCCAAGUGAUCCCCAGCAAGGCACGGCGCAGCAACUUCAAGCGUUCCAGAUGCAAAGCCGCGGUGGCAGUGGCGGCCUGUUUCAAAACAUUGACCAGCAACUGCAGGCAUUGCAAAGGUUGAAUUCUGUUAAUCAACGCCAACCUGAAUCUUACCCUCAGAGUUGGUUCAGUGUGAAUCAACAACAGCAACAACCAUCAGCUUUGAGCAGAAUAGCAUCGAUAACAUCUGGGGUUGCUGCCGCGGGGAGCGUACAAAACCAGGGUAAUCCCAUCAUGCCGGGACAUGUAGCAAGUGCUUCACUUUUGGGACCAGCAACAACGGCAAUCAACCCAAGUUCACUCGGCCCUUUCGCUCCCGCAGCUUGUGAAAGCUUCACUCCUGCUUUACUUGCUUCGGCACCGGUGAGCUUCGGUGCAUACGCAGAUGAUGACAAUCCCUUUGAGCCAGUACCGAUCGCUGAGGACAUAUCAAGGCGAAACUCUGCCAGAGGCGGAGAAGAAAAGACAGGGUGAACAACGGGUUGUGCAAGGGGCUGCUAUAGCUAUGUAUUCAUAACGAUUUGCGCAUUUGUUGCCAAGCGCUGAAAGUCAGCAAAAUAAAACCUGGAUAAACGGGCAGUAACAUUGUACAUAGACACCGCCGCGAUUCACUAAAACAUUGUGGAUGUUCUACUGUUGCCAACAGCACUCUUAGCGUGGACAUGAAUGACGUCCUAUUGUUCGAGCUUGGGGUUGCAGCUGAAGAGUCAUCUGCGUCUUGGCGAGUUAUCCCGGCUUCGCCAACUAUCGAUAUGUAUAUAAUCAGUGAGGAGUCAUCUGGAGCUUUUGUCUCAACCCCGAUGCAAGAAUGUUCCAAUCACAACUUCUUUUGGCAGCAUGAAGGUACCAGGUAUCGGGUUCAGUAUCAAGGCCUCUUGAUCAUGAAGGUCCAAGUAUUUUUCAUACCACCUCUGUCCGAGGGUAUAGUGAGAUUCAUCGAAGAGAAAUAUUUUCAUGGUGACUGCAUGCCUUGAAGAUGUCCACGAAAAUGAGGAAGCCGGAAGAUGGCAAUGGUUGGGCUUUGACGGGCGGCCUUGAGCCGUGACAGGACCCAAUAGCGGAUAAAGUGUUGAUGGCGUUACAGUUGAGGAAUACGACUAUGUUAGCCCAAGUGAGAACUGGACCAAAAAGAUUGCAAAAGAUUGCAACGAAAUGCCAAAGAUACGGUUUGAUUGUUCCCGUUUCUUUUCAACAACGGACUACAAGCCCAAACAAAGCGUUCAUAAGAUUUUGUCGCCUUGAAGAUUUCAAUGGAAACAACGAAGCUGAAAGAUCACGAUUGUUGGGGAAGAGGCUUAUAGGAUCCAGCCGAUGGAGUGAAUCUGAAGCGACAGCUUGACCGAAAGAAUACAAUGGAAAUGCGGUAGGACACACAGUGUGUUCCAGGUUGUUUGACAUCUGAGAGGCAUUUCCUUCAACAGCGACGUCCACCAGCCGAUGGAAGAGUUGUUUUGUAUUGAAGUUGUGGACCAAGGAAGAGCAAGACUAACUACUGGUAUAGUCCGGUGGAUCUGAAGUCUGAAGUGACAACUCAACCAAAAAGACGGCACACAAAAUCCAAGCCUCUUUUCCUUUUAGCCAUCAAACCCAGCGAAGACUCGAAAGAGCAGCUCCUUUGCUGGGCCUGCUCCCUACCUUUUGUUUGUCUUCAAUAAGCACAACCACCAACACUUCAACUUUUCCAGAGAAGCCAAACUCAAAGCUGGACCUGGAGCCACGCUCUCAGUGUUCUUGCUGGUUUUCUUUCAGGAUUGCUACAUAUUUCUCGCUUUCCUCUCUGAAGGCUCACACAAAUUUGGAUGAAGAGCCGGCUCUCCGGUACUUCCGGUAUGGUAGUGCUUUUGCAAC